AUGAAAGUUUUGGCAUUGAUGGUUCUUCCGUUGGCAUUAGUAUAUGCUGGGAGCAACACGGAUGUCGAUAGCAUAUCCUUUUUGGAUCCGAAACACCAGAGCGAACACCAAACUACGACGUUAGGAACUAAAAAAGAGAAACGAGGAAUUUUCGGUCUCGGAGCAUACACGCCAGGUUCCCCAGUUUAUGGACACGGUUUUGCUCAUCAUGCACCUCAUCUGCUCCCGCCGGCAGAACCCCUGGCACCGGGUGCAUUCGCCGCCCAAGCACUGCCUGAUCCUUUCGGCCCUUACCUUGGGGCUCAUGCCCAUACACACACUGUAAUCACAAAGAAAGUUGGAAUUCCCAUUCCCGCGCCGUACGCGGUGCCUGUGGAAAAACCAUAUCCUGUCCCAGUGAAAAUUCAUGUACCAGUAGCGGUGGAUCGCCCUUAUCCAGUGGCUGUUCCAAAACCGUACGCCGUCCCUGUAGAUAGGCCCUACCCAGUGCCAGUAGAUCGUCCUUACCCCGUAGCCGUUCCGCAUCCUGUUCCAGUCCCAGUCGUCAAGCAUGUUGGCUAUCCUGUCCCAGCCCCUGUACCUUUUGCUGUACCUAAGCCCGUCCCUGUUCCCGUGCAUACCCCGGUAGUAAUAGAAAAACCAGUUGUUGCAGCAUUUGGACCAGACCCAUGGGCUGUUGCCAAGUUGUGGUAG
Molecule: messenger RNA, 693 nt
Organism: Anopheles bellator
Lineage: Eukaryota; Metazoa; Arthropoda; Insecta; Diptera; Culicidae
Product: tetra-peptide repeat homeobox protein 1-like
Exons: 3
Coding region: 1-693 (230 amino acids)
Source: RefSeq, a predicted model, not a curated record